GUCAAUUGCCGACCUGAAGAACCCGGCAGACGUGGAAGUGCUUCUAGUUUAAACGAAAAUUUAGGUAAUUGUAUUGAGCAGCUCUGCUAUCUGCGUCUCUUAUCUCACACAUUUUCUGCGGUCGACAUUCUUUGCAAUUCUCUUGAUUCGCCAAACCAUCGGAUUCUCCGUACUUGGCAGAUCUGUUAUUUGGGUGGGAAGAUGAAUCCCAAUGAUCAGUACUUCCAACAGCAACAGCCUGGCUAUGGUGCUCCUCCACUUGGACAAAACUAUGGAGGCAUGAUGGCUCCUCCAGCGAGGACACCUGUGAUGCCAAACCAGCCUCAACAGUUUCCUCCAGCAAAUGGACCACACAACAUGAAUCCUUACGGGCAGCCUUCACCCAGACCGCCCAUGGCCCAGUCAUACGGUCAUUCUCCUCUGCCACCGCAGGGAGCCAACCCACAUCAACUGGCCCAGCAAAUGGGUGGCAUGAGUUUGGCAGACAACAGCCUGAAAUCUCCGAUUCCCACCAUGUACCCUCCCAUGAACGGAAAUGUUUCCCCAGCACCAGGAAGCUUUCCUCCCAGGCCUCCCAUGGCAUCCAACCUUCAGGCCAGCCCGAUGCCUCCACAGCCACUAACUCCAGGAAUGGCACCGCCAAGGCCUGGCUUGAUGCCUCCUAUGCAGCAGAUGGGACUUGCGUCCCCACAGCAACAGUAUCAGAAUGGACCUGGUAUGGAGAACAUGGGACAUGCAGUAAACGGUCAGCAGUUUACCAGCCCCAGACCUCCAAUGGGCGGGGGUUUCCCGGCCGGGCAACCAGGUGGAUUUCCUGGCCAUCCGCCGAUGCCAUUCCAGCAGCCUCCAAUGCAGCAGCAGCAACCACCACAACAGCAGCAAGGCGGAUACGACAGUAUGGGCAGCCGCUAUCCUUCCAGUCCUAGUUAUCCCCCUGGAAUGUCUGGCCCAAUCCCUGGACCCAAUUCUCAACCUAUGCCACCGCAACAACAGGCCCGACGUCUGGACCCCGAUCAAAUGCCCAGCGCCAUUCAAGUGAUGGAGGACGACAAACGGUCGAGAUCUGGACCUUUCGCCACCAGCCAGAAGGGCCUCGUCCCGCCUCUGGUGACUACCCCGUUCGUAACUCAGGAUCAGGGCAAUUCCGGUCCCCGCUUUGUCCGCUCAUCCAUGUACAGUGUCCCCGCUUUACCCGAUAUGAUGAAGCAAACGGCUGUGCCUUUCGGCCUGGUGAUCAGCCCGUUUGCCCAGCUGGAGGAAGGAGAGCAGCCGCCUCCCGUGGUGGACAUGGGCGAGCUGGGUCCGGUCCGCUGCGGCCGCUGCAAGGCCUACAUGUGCCCGUUUAUGCAAUUCAUCGACGGCGGCCGCCGAUUCCAGUGUCCGUUUUGCAAGGCGACCAGCGAGGUGCCGUCUGAAUAUUUCCAGCAUUUGGACCACACCGGAAUGAGAAUGGACAAGUACCAGCGGCCGGAGCUCUGCCUCGGCUCGUACGAAUUCGUCGGGACCAAAGAUUAUUGCCGGAACAACGUCUUCCCAAAACCGCCGGCCUAUAUUUUCGUCCUGGACGUGUCGUACAACAACGUCAAGUCCGGCCUGGUCCACCUCCUCUGUCAGAACAUCAAAAGUAUAUUGCAGAACUUGCCCAGAGAGUCGGUGGGCGGGCAGAAGGGCGGGGCCCGAGUCGGUUUUAUCACCUACAGCAAGGAAGUUCAUUUCUACAACAUCAAAUCGUCGCUGGCCCAGCCGCAGAUGAUGGUCGUCGGUGACGUCGAUGACAUGUUUAUGCCGUUGCUGGACGGAUUCCUUUGCGAUCCCGUCGAGUCGGAGAACAUCAUCGACCAGCUGAUGGUGCAAAUUCCGGCCAUGUUUGCCGAUUCCAGAGAAACUGAGACGAUCCUCGGCCCGGCCAUCAAGGCCGGCCUGGAAGCCCUCAAGGCGGCAGAGUGCGUCGGUAAAUUGCUGGUGUUCCACUCGUCUCUGCCCAUCGCCGAAGCGCCUGGCCGUCUGAAGAGCCGAGACGAGCGUAAACUGCUGGGCACGGAGAAGGAGAAGACGGUCCUGUCGCCGCAAACGACUUUUUACAACCAGCUGGGCCAGGAGUGCGCCGGAUUCGGGUGCCGGGUCGAUUUGUUCGUAGCCAACAACGCCUUCGUCGACCUGGCCACCAUCGGCCAGGUGGCCCGGCUCACUGGCGGCCAAGUGUACAAGUACACGUAUUUCCAGGCGGACCUGGACGGCGAGCGACUGGUGGAAGACGUGCGCCGCAACGUGGAGCAGACGGUGGCCUUUGACUCGAUCAUGCGCGUGCGAACGUCGACGGGUGUGCGGCCCGUCGACUUUUACGGCCACUUUUUCAUGUCGAACACGACGGACGUUGAGACGGCCGGCAUCGACUCUGACCAGGCCAUGACCAUUGAAAUCAAACACGACGACAAACUCACCGACGAGGACGGCGUUUACAUCCAGGUGGCGGUGUUGUUCACAUCUCCGGGCGGCCAGCGUCGGCUGAGGAUUCACAAUUUGGCGUUGAGCGUCUGCAACCAAAUGGCGGACUUGUACCGCAGCUGCGACUUGGACACGGUCAUGAAUUUGCUCAUGAAACAGUCGGUCACCAAACUGACGGAAUCGUCGCCCAAGCAGAUCAAGGACGGACUGAUCAAUCGGAGCGCCCAGAUUUUGGCUUGCUAUCGCAAAAAUUGCGCCUCGCCUUCGUCGCCCGGCCAGCUGAUCCUGCCCGAGUGCAUGAAGCUCCUGCCGCUCUACAUCAAUUGCCUGUUAAACUGCGACGCUCUGUCUGGCGGGUCGGACAUGUCGAUCGACGACCGGACGUUCAACAUGUUCGCCGUCCAGACGAUGCACGUCGGCGCCAGUUUGGCCUACCUCUACCCGAGACUGGUGCCCAUCGUGGACGCUGCCACGGCGGCCGGUGCACCCGAGCAGGAGGACCAGCAGCUCCUGCUGUUGCCUUCGCCCGUCCGCUGCACGGUGGACAAGCUGAGAGACGACGGCGUCUAUUGCCUGGACAACGGAAUCCAUAUGUUCCUCUGGAUCGGAUUGUCCGUCAGCCCCGAAUGGAUCCACGGCGUCUUUAACACGAAUUCGGCGGCCCAGAUCGACAUUGACCGCACCAAAUUGCUCGAGCUGGACAACCCCCGUUCCCAGGAGGUGAGGUCGGUGAUUGGCCAGCUGCGCUCGACCCGACAGCGUCACAUGCGCCUGACUCUGGUCCGUCCUCGAGACAAGCUGGAAUUUGUCUUUAGGAAAUUCCUGGUGGAGGACAAGCACGGCGACGCCAGUUCGAGUUAUGUCGAUUUUCUGUGCCACUUGCACAAGGAAAUCCGCAACCUUCUCAACUGAAAACGCAGACUAAUGAAAACUACAACAACAACAACCAAAAUGUAACGGGACAGGCGACCACAACAAUUCUCGUAUUUUUUUUCUUCUUCUUUCGGAAAAAAAAGUAGGAUGACGCGGAACGAUUUAGGGGGAAAGAGAAAAAAAAACACGGAAGAGCAAAAAUCUGCAUCGAAAAUAAGAGAAUAAUUUGCUAAUGUUGUUUUUCUUUAAUUUUGUUUAUUAUCCCCCCCCCAUAAAAUGAGGAGAGAGCUAAAAAAAAAAAAGGAAACGAGGAAAUAAUCCCAUCUUCUAAAAAAUACUUUAGAGAAAAAUAAAUGAGCGUUUGAAAAAGAGAAAAAAA
Messenger RNA from Daphnia pulex (common water flea), 3697 nucleotides. It is a transcript of the gene Sec24CD, whose product is annotated as protein transport protein Sec24C-like. Gene Ontology annotation, cellular component: endoplasmic reticulum exit site; COPII vesicle coat. The record is from RefSeq and is a predicted model, not a curated record. Gene Ontology annotation, molecular function: zinc ion binding; SNARE binding. The coding region runs from base 202 to 3357 and encodes 1051 amino acids. NCBI's taxonomy places the organism in Eukaryota, Metazoa, Arthropoda, Branchiopoda, Diplostraca, Daphniidae. Gene Ontology annotation, biological process: COPII-coated vesicle cargo loading; endoplasmic reticulum to Golgi vesicle-mediated transport; intracellular protein transport. The transcript has 9 exons.